UCCGUACAAUCACAGUCCAGGAAGAGCUCCUAUCUUUCGAUCUUUGAAACCAACGCCAAACCCUCGACACCCAACAAAGACAUUUUCGUGUGAGAAAAUCAGUUGUCAUGGAUAGGACCACUGUGAUGCUGCUGGUUUCUGUGGACUGACACCAUUAAAGUAAUACUACGCUGAUUCAUGUACUGAGCUGCUUCAGUUAUCCUGGCACAUACGCUAUCCGGAAGGAUGAAGCUGCGACUGCAUUUUGUGGUGGACCCCAUGGGCUGGUUCUGCAUGAGCAUGGUGCUGUUUGUCUGGUUCUAUAACAGCUUCAUUAUUCCCAAACUAGUGCUGUUGCCACACUAUGCGGAGGGACAUAUACCCACUUCGCUUGUGGUCUGUUACUAUCUAGCAUCACUGCUGUGUGUCUCAGCAUUAUUCAGGGCUUCCACCGCCGACCCCGGAAAACUUGCUCAGGACCCCAAAAUUCCACUCGGAGAGAGAGACGACUGGGAACUGUGCAAUAAAUGCAACAUGAUGAGACCAAAGAGGUCACACCACUGCAGCCGCUGCGGCCACUGUGUCCGUCGCAUGGACCACCACUGUCCCUGGAUUAAUAACUGUGUUGGGGAGGAUAACCACUGGCUCUUUUUGCAGCUGUGUUUUUACACUCAGGUUCUGAGUCUUUACACUCUGGUGCUGGACUUUUGCCAGUACUACUACUUCCAGCCCCUGUCCUCGGUGGACCGGGCGGAGUUUGCAGUACGUCAUGAGUUGGCUCUUCUACGUGGGUCCUGUUUCAUGGGGCUGAUUAUGUUUGGUGGAAUGAGUAGCCUUUUCUACACACAAGUCAAAGGAAUCCUCGCAGACACAACGACCAUAGAGAAGAUGUCGCACUUAUUGGAAGACAUUGGACCGCGGCGGUCGUGGCAGCAAGCAAUGGCUGAGGUGUUUGGCACUCGCUGGAAGAUCCUGUGGUUCCUGCCGUUUAGGAGCAGACAGCCUCUAAGGCUCAACCUGACCUCACGCUCUCAUGUGUAGACAGACAGACAGAGACACACACACAUCUCUCCAGUGGGAAAGGUUACCCUCCGACCCCAAUCUCUCCCCCCUCCCCCUUUGUCUUCAGCAAAACACUCUCCACUAUAGAUUGGUAUCUCUACUGGAUCAAACUUCUUCAGGUUCUACAUUACUGAUGAAAAUAAUCUGAUAUAUACAUCUAUUCAUAUAGAAUGAAGUUGGAAAUGACAGUGUCAAAUAUGUAGUCUUUUUCUGUUUUGACUGCACAUGCUGGGUCAGGGAAGGUCAAGGGAAUAGUUGAUUGUGAGGCUUUGUUGUCUCCAGGGUAACCCUUAUUUGUUGAGCCCUCUGCCCAGUCCUCUCCCCCAGGUCUGGAUCACGUGAGCACUUGUCAUGCAAGUGGGCGGAGAUUGUCUGGUUUUAUGGCACUGAGGGUUGAUGGCUCUCGAGGUGAGUCAUGACCUCUGGCAUGGGUGAAAGACACUGCUGAAGUUUCGUUUAACAACGCACACAUACACGUACAAAAACACAGUUUACAAUACCUUUUACUAUAACGCACAUAAUUACGCAUUCCUCUGCACCAAGCACUGCUAAUGCCUGCUAAGCGUUUGACUACUAUAACUGUAUUUGAUUGUUUUCUUUUUCAUUGUUUAUGUUUUUGUGCCUUUUAAAAUCCGUGUUUUUAAAUCAUUUGUGUCUUAUUAAACAUUUAUUUUUAUGUUUAUAUCACAGUGGAAAUGGGGUGCAUUAUUUUGAGGAGCUGUUAAACUAAUAAUAAUAAUAAUAUCCAAUGAUGCUUUAUUUUAAAUGACACAUCAAAAAAAGUUCAAAUGUUCUAAAUUAAAUUCACUAAAAAGGAUUAAACAUGAUUUAUAUUUUUUUUAUUUUUGCCUGGAUAGGUUAUUGGACAAGACUAUAAAUGCAUAACUUGUCAUUAAAUUACCUUGUAACAUUUGUACAAGUUCCAAAUCCAAACCCUGAAAUCAAGUAGCAAAUCCCCAAAUGUCUGAAGUGCCUCUAAACAUGCAGUUCUAAUAAAAUAACUUACUAUACGUUAGCUGAAAAAAAGACACUACUGUGACUUUUUUUGGUUUACAGUUUUCUGAAAACACCGUAAUGAUCCACAAGUACAUCUGGGGUAAACACAUUUAUACUUACAAGCCAAUCUUAAACAGUUAAACAAUAAUUUUUCUUGUCAUGAUGGCUCUGAUAGCGAUUGGUUGCCCUUUCUAUCUUAAAUCUAGCUCUAGUUGAGAUCCCAUUUGAAAAGCUAGAUUGAGAAUAUGAAUUUAAUUUAAAACAAGCUCAAAUGUACCACUAUCAUAACCUGAAGUAGUUACAAUUUGUCAACAGAAGAGAAUCUCUUUGUCUCGCAUUACACUCCACACAAAUAAUGUUAUAAAUCAGCUCUUUGUUUUUUGUUACAGCAUUUAGAAGCUGAAAACAGUUACUUAUUACAAGAGGUACAGACUUGAAUAUGUAUUGUGAAUAUCAUGUUUUUUUUAACUUUUUUAUUUGUCUUUUUCUGUUGGUUGUUAUUGUUUCAGUACAUUUUAUGACUUGUGAUUUUACGGAAUGGGGGUCAUAUUAUUGGUUAUUAAAAACUGCUGAGUUUCUUCUAUUUUAGAAUUUCUGAGCACAGUAGCUGUCUUAAAUUUUAUUAAGAUUGAUUUUUUUUUUUUUUGCUGUUAAACCAAUGUUGUGAAUUAUCUAAAUCUUUUCAUCACUACCCAACUGUCACAAUGGGGGAAGAUAUUGUGCAGGGGCUUCUGGAUUGAUUCCAUUACUUGAUUCAAAUGACAUUUAUUUAAUAUUUAAUAUUAUAGAACAACUGAAUUAUAUUAACAUCUUAUCAAUUAUUAAGAGAGCUUAUAAAAGUGCAGUACUCACUGAAGCUUCAUGUUUAUAGGCUGUGUGUGCGUGUGUGUGUGUGUGUGUGUGUGUGUGUGUGUGUGUGCGCGCGUGUGUACUGUAUGUGUCAAUUGUGAAGCAAUAAGACCUGCUAGAAUUUAUUCACUGUUAUAGCAGAUAUUACUAUUGUGAGUACAGAUAUUCCACUGAACAUUGUGUUACUUUAAUACACUAUUCAUAAAUAUUAUAAUAUAAGCAACCAGUAAGCGCUGUCUUGUAAUAUGUCCUGACGACCAUAUUCAGGUUUAUGAUUGAAUCAUGUCAGUUAUGGAGUUUGUUUAUUAGCUUAUUUUUUGUGGAGUCAUUCAUAAUAUUUAUUUUGUAUGGGUCAUGGGAGUUUAAAGCAUAUCAAAUUAUUUAUGAAAGCAUUUUUUUAAAUAAACGGUGUUCUUUUACUUGACUACAG
This is a messenger RNA of Pimephales promelas (fathead minnow), 3316 nucleotides long. It is a transcript of the gene zdhhc21, whose product is annotated as zDHHC palmitoyltransferase 21. Gene Ontology annotation, cellular component: Golgi apparatus; endoplasmic reticulum. The record is from RefSeq and is a predicted model, not a curated record. NCBI's taxonomy places the organism in Eukaryota, Metazoa, Chordata, Actinopteri, Cypriniformes, Leuciscidae. Gene Ontology annotation, molecular function: protein-cysteine S-palmitoyltransferase activity. Gene Ontology annotation, biological process: protein targeting to membrane; peptidyl-L-cysteine S-palmitoylation.